CUUAUUAAAUAGAUAAUGGUUUGAACAAUUUGCGAUGAACGGAACACAACUUGGAAAUGGAUUACAUGAAGGAGAAGUCGAAGUUCCGAGAGAGUCUAUCAGAACAAUAGACGACAUCAGAGCACUCAGAAUACAAAGAGGGAAAAGCUUAAAACAUGACAUCGGCGCCGGCGCACCCUGUCUCAAAUGCGGAGAUGCUUGCGAAGGCGGAUUUGCUCUUCACUUCUGGAGAAAAAUCUGCAGCACCUGUAAAUGUCCCCCUGAAAACCACGAUAUCCAGGCCGAGUCAUCAAUUCAGCACAAGAUAGGAAAGCUUUUUGGCCAAGACCACGAAGAUCAGUACGGACAGUUUUACACGCUAGACACAUCUGAAUUAGUCGGCAAUCACAAAGGUGGAGACAAAUUACGCGCAGCUGAAUACAAAAAGAUUUCAGACGCAGGUGGAGACGAGAAAGAUCAGAUUACGUUUGAGUGGAUUCCCUCUAACACCCCGAAGAGCUUAGUGCUGAAGUACAUAUCGGCACUGCCUCUUGAAAAUCAGCCAAUCAGAGGCACAGUGGGUGCAACGGAGAGGACGAAGCAGUUGCAACAUCAGUUGCCCACUCACGAUGUUGACGCUGCAGCCUGCAAAGCAGUGAAAGAUUCAGAGUUGGACGCCUUUUCUACCUUCGUUGAAUCAUACAAAAAGAACGCCCUGGGCAUCGGAAAUGUGAAGGAGCAACUCGGAAAUCAGAAAUGGUGUUGCGAGGGUUGCAAGAACGCCUGUCAUGCAGGUUCUGUGGGGGUGUUUGCAGAAAGGGCGGGUCCGAACAAGUGCUGGCAUCCCGCUUGCUUCCGCUGCUCGGAGUGUGCGGAACUGCUGGUGGAUCUGAUCUACUUUUGGGACCAGGAGAAACUGUACUGUGGAAGACACUAUGCCGACAGACAUAGACCCAGGUGCAAUGCGUGUGAUGAACUGAUAAUGUCUGGCCAGUACACUCAGGCGGAAGAUGCCAACUGGCACGUGCAGCACUUCUGCUGCUGGAACUGUGACACACUCCUUGGCGGACACCAGUACAUCAACAAGGAGGGACACCCCUACUGCAUGAACUGCUACAGCGACAAAUUCGCAAAGACGUGUUCAUCGUGUCACGAGAAGAUAGACGCGACCAAGUCUCGACUGUCGUACCUGGAGUCUGCCUGGCACGCCACCCCCGAGUGCUUCAAGUGCAUCCACUGUCACAAGAACCUGAUGGGACAGCCCUUCAUCUCCAAACACGGAGUGCUCUACUGCUCAAAGACGUGCAGAAAGGCACAUGCUGCCAGCAACACAAAUAUCUAACGCAGCUAACUUAAACUGAUCAAUCAAAAGUUAUUUAUAAGAUUUUGCGACAAAAUGAGUGGUCUAAGAUUAUAUGUGUAACCUUUUUCCAUGUCACAAAUUUCCU
Molecule: messenger RNA, 1427 nt
Organism: Symsagittifera roscoffensis
Lineage: Eukaryota; Metazoa; Xenacoelomorpha; Acoela; Convolutidae
Product: testin-like
Exons: 8
Coding region: 35-1321 (428 amino acids)
Molecular function (GO): zinc ion binding
Source: RefSeq, a predicted model, not a curated record